This is a messenger RNA of Brassica oleracea var. oleracea, 1878 nucleotides long. Its product is annotated as EH domain-containing protein 2. The transcript is spliced from 16 exons. Bases 116 to 1759 code for a protein of 547 amino acids. Gene Ontology annotation, molecular function: protein binding; calcium ion binding; GTP binding. The record is from RefSeq and is a predicted model, not a curated record. Gene Ontology annotation, cellular component: cytoplasm; plasma membrane; intracellular membrane-bounded organelle. Gene Ontology annotation, biological process: endosomal transport; endocytosis. NCBI's taxonomy places the organism in Eukaryota, Viridiplantae, Streptophyta, Magnoliopsida, Brassicales, Brassicaceae.
CUUUUUGGAAAAUAUCCUUUUCUCUGUACGCUCUCUCAACUACUCACUCUUUCUUCAUUUCAAAUUUCAGAAACCAAUCUCUCUCUUCUCUCUCAUCGAUAAGCAUAUUCAAUCAAUGGAGACUUCAUCGGCGAUCUCGAUCGGCACUUGUUUGAAAGAGCACCAGAAGAUCUACAAGGAAUGGUUCAACAUCGCCGAUUCAGAUGGAGAUGGACGUGUUUCUGGGAACGAUGCUACGAAGUUCUUCGCCAUGUCAAAGCUUUCUCGCCAGGAACUCAAACAGGUUUGGGCAGUUGCGGAUUCGAAGCGGCAGGGGUUUCUAGGUUUGACUGAGUUCAUCACUGCUAUGAAGCUCGUCACAUUGGCACAAGAAGGACAUGAAAUUACUUCAGAUCUUCUCAAAGGUUCUGUUGACAUGAAGACUGUGGAACUUCCUGUGUUGGAAGGAUUGGAGAAUGUGGUGGUAUCUAAGCAGAAAGCAUCAAAAGCAUAUGCAGUUGAUGAAGACAAUGUAGUUACUCAGCCACAAGCUGUAACGGCAAAAGCUCCCUGGUUCAAAUCAAAAGCUAUUAUAAAGCCUCAGGUUAAUGUGGUGACAAUCGUUGAUGGCUUGAAAAGAUUGUACGCUGAAAAGCUAAAGCCUUUGGAAGUCACAUAUCGUUUCAAUGAUUUUGCAUCUCCAGUGCUGACUAAUAGUGAUUUUGAUGCCAAACCCAUGGUCAUGCUUUUGGGUCAAUAUUCCACCGGAAAGACAACAUUUAUAAAACACUUGCUGGGAUGUGAAUAUCCAGGAGCUCACAUUGGUCCAGAGCCAACAACAGAUAGAUUUGUGGUUGCAAUGAGCGGACCAGAUGAGCGGACCAUACCUGGAAAUACCAUGGCUGUUCAAGCUGACAUGCCAUUUAACGGGCUAACAAGUUUUGGAGGUGCUUUCCUAUCAAAGUUUGAGUGUUCUCAGAUGCCUCAUCCUCUCUUGGACCAAAUCACUCUUGUAGACACUCCAGGAGUUCUUUCAGGAGAGAAACAAAGGAUGCAAAGAAGCUAUGACUUCACCGGCGUCAUCUCAUGGUUUGCAUCUAAGUGUGACAUGAUUUUGCUUCUUUUCGAUCCCCACAAGCUCGACAUCAGCGAUGAAUUCAAGCGCGUCAUAACAUCUCUACGUGGCAACGAAGACAAGAUACGUGUAGUCUUAAACAAAGCUGACCAAGUUGAUACUCAACAACUAAUGAGAGUGUAUGGAGCCUUGAUGUGGUCCCUUGGUAAAGUUCUGAACACACCAGAGGUCGUGCGUGUCUAUAUUGGAUCCUUCAAUGAUAAACCCAUAAACGAAGCUGUCGUUGGUCCAAUUGGUAAAGAAUUGUUUGAGAAAGAGCAAAACGACCUCAUCACAGACUUAAUGACCAUACCUAAGAAAGCAUGCGACAGAAAGAUUAACGAGUUUGUGAAGAGAGCUCGAGCUGCGAAGAUCAAUGCCUACAUAAUGAGUCAUCUGAAGAAAGAAAUGCCAGCAAUGAUGGGAAAGUCCAAAGCUCAGCAACGUCUCAUGGACAAUCUUCAGCAAGAAUUUGAAAAGGUGCAACAAGAGUAUCAUCUCCCGGCAGGAGAUUUUCCAAGUGUGGAGCAUUUCAGAGAAGUAUUGGGAGGAUAUAACAUUGACAAGUUUGAGAAAUUGAAGCCUAAGAUGAUUCAAGCAGUGGAUGAUAUGCUUGGUUACGAUAUUCCAGAUCUCUUGAAGAAAUUCAGAAAUCCAUAUGAGUGAAAUCAUAAAUGGUACCUAAAAAAUUAUAUGAAAUUUGAGAGUUCAUGAAUCUCUAGAUCAUGUUAUGUGUUUGAAUUGAUAUCGCUUUUUCUGAAUUUUAGUAUAUUGAUUUAGUAUUU